AGUGUUCGCUGCUGCCUUGUGUGCCAAAAAAGCCAACCGACCCGACUGGUUCAGAGCUACAAAUACGACGCCGUAUUUGAUUUCUUCCUCCGAUCGAUUUAGUCUAGGUUUGGGAAGAGCGAAAUCAGAAACACAAUCGAGUUCACAAAUUGUGGUCUCCGUCAAUCUAGGGUUUGAUUGAUCGUCUAAUCGAGAUGUAUAUGUUCUUUGAUUUUCUUAGUUUCUAGAAAUCAAUCGAACACCGGGGGCAGAGAUUUCCGGUAAUAUUUAGCCGAAGACUUGUACGGUGGAGUUUUUGGGAUAUCAGCAUCCAUGAAAUAGCUGGUGUUUUCAAGAAUGAAAGAAGAAGAGGAAGAUAGGGCUUUGUUAAGUAGUCUGGGCGUCACAUCAGCAAACCCAGAAGAGCUUGAACAUGAUAUACUAGAAGAGGCAAGAAACCAUGCUGAACAGGGCAGCCAAGUGGGAGGAACCACAGAUGAUGAACAUCUUGAGAGAAGAAAAGGCAAUGAACCAUCAUCCACAAACCAAACAGACGUCCUUAAUAAGUUAAGAGCCAUAAAUGUUGAAAUAGAUGCUGUUGCAUCUACAGUUGAAGAUGUGAAAGUUUUUUCAAGAACUGAAGAACAUGCACACAGUGGUGAUGAUGAGAAUGGAGAAAAAAGCAUCCUGCAGGCUUCAUCCAAUGAUCUAACCCUUCAGCAUGCUCUAGCAACUGAUCGAUUGGAAAGCCUGAAAAGAACAAAAGCUCAACUCGAGAAACAAAUUGGACAUUUGGGCAAUGAGGGUAUUCCUGUAGAUAAUAAACACGAAAAGCUCUUGAAAUCUCUUGUAAAGGAAGAGCCAAAUCACAAGAGAAAGAAGAAAGAAGUCCCAACAACAAAUAAGAAAUCAAAGAAGCGGCAUAAAACAGUAGCUUUCAAUGAUGAUGGUGAUUUUGAUGCGGUUUUAAACGCAGCCUCCGCAGGAUUUGUUGAAACAGAAAGGGAUGAAUUGGUCCGGAAAGGAAUCCUAACUCCAUUCCAUAACCUCAAAGGAUAUGAACGCCGUAUUGAAGAAUCAGGUCCAUCUCAUACAGUUGAAGAAGACAAUGAUCUUCCCUCCACCAGCAUAGCAAGAGCUGUUAAAUCAAUAUCAGAAGCUGCACAAUCUCGCCCUACAACAAAACUGUUAGAUCCAGAUUCCCUACCAAGACUCGAUGCACCAACACGCCCUUUUCAAAGACUUCAAACACCUUUCAAGAUUCCCCAAUCCCUGGAAAAUCAUGAAAGAAAGUCUAAAGAUUCAAAAGAUUCAAAUAGGAAAAAGAGAAGGCCUUUGCCUGGGAAGAGAUGGAGGAAGGUAGCAUCACGUGAGGAAAAUUCUCUUGAAGAAAUCGAGGAUGCAAGAGGGUCUAGUAUUGAAGAAGACAAUCAAGAAGGUGUUGAAGAUGAUGAAGGCAAUGAGGAUCCUUCUUUUGUGACACUAGAAGGUGGAUUAAAGAUUCCAGAUUCAAUCUUCAGCCAACUUUUUGACUAUCAAAAGGUGGGAGUUCAGUGGUUGUGGGAGCUUCAUUGCCAAAGAGCUGGUGGAAUCAUAGGAGAUGAAAUGGGACUUGGGAAAACCAUUCAAGUCUUGUCUUUUCUUGGAGCUUUACAUUUCAGUAACAUGUAUAAACCCAGUAUAAUCAUAUGUCCAGUUACCCUUUUGCGUCAAUGGAGGAGGGAAGCAAAGAAAUGGUAUCCAUCUUUUCAUGUGGAGAUACUACACGAUUCUGCUCGAGAUGCUCCUUAUAAAAAGAAGCAGCCCAAGUCAGAUGAAAGUGAUUAUGAAACUACAGAAAGUGAUGAAGAAGGAAAUGAAAGUUUACCUUCAAGAAACAACAACAACAACAACAAGAAGUGGGAUUCUUUGAUAAACCGUGUUUUGAGAAACGAAUCUGGUUUAUUGAUUACUACGUAUGAACAGCUUCGAAUCCUUGGGGAAAAACUGCUUGACAUUGAAUGGGGAUAUGCAGUAUUGGAUGAAGGACACAGAAUAAGAAACCCAAAUGCAGAAGUUACUCUAGUUUGCAAACAGUUGCAAACAGUUCAUCGUAUCAUAAUGACCGGAGCACCUAUCCAGAACAGAUUAAGUGAACUAUGGUCAUUGUUUGAUUUUGUAUUUCCUGGAAAGUUAGGGGUAUUACCGGUAUUUGAAGCAGAAUUUGCAGUUCCCAUUUCUGUUGGUGGAUAUGCUAAUGCAUCACCUUUGCAAGUAUCCACUGCUUACAGAUGUGCAGUUGUUCUACGUGACCUAAUAAUGCCUUAUCUGCUUCGAAGAAUGAAAGCAGAUGUAAAUGCUCAGCUUCCAACAAAAACAGAACAUGUCCUAUUUUGUAGCCUUACAGCAGAUCAAAGAUGCUUAUACAGAGCAUUUCUUGCGAGUUCAGAAGUGGAACAGAUCUUCAAUGGAGACAGAAACUCACUUUAUGGAAUCGAUGUGAUGCGUAAGAUUUGCAAUCACCCUGAUUUACUUGAACGAGAACAUGCAGCUCAGAAUCCUGAUUAUGGAAACCAAGAAAGAAGUGGGAAGAUGAAAGUUGUUGCUCAGGUUCUUAAGGUUUGGAAAGAACAAGGCCACCGUGUUCUUCUUUUUGCUCAGACUCAACAGAUGCUUGAUAUUCUUGAGAGCUUUUUGAUUGGUGAUUCCUAUACUUAUAGACGAAUGGACGGUUUAACCCCUGUGAAACAAAGGAUGACUUUAAUGGAUGAGUUUAAUAAUUCUCCCGAUAUCUUCAUCUUCAUUUUGACUACUAAAGUUGGUGGAUUGGGGACAAAUUUAACCGGUGCAAAUCGAGUCAUUAUAUUUGAUCCCGAUUGGAACCCUUCUACCGACAUGCAGGCGAGGGAGCGUGCAUGGCGUAUUGGUCAAACAAAAGAUGUAACGAUUUACAGAUUGAUAACGCGUGGAACGAUAGAAGAAAAAGUAUAUCAUCGACAAAUAUACAAACAUUUUUUAACCAACAAAAUCUUGAAAAACCCACAACAGAGAAGAUUCUUUAAAGCUCGCGACAUGAAAGAUCUCUUCACAUUGAAUGAUGAUAAAGAAAACGGAAGCACCGAAACAUCAAACCUUUUCAGUCAAUUAUCGGAAGAUGUAAACAUCGUCCACCAAAAUGAAAAUCCCGAAACACUCGCCAAAAAGAAACAAAAGGAAAAGAUUGAUGACAGCAAUGAAGGAGGGGUAGAAGAGGAAACAAAUAUUUUGCGCUCUCUCUUUGAUGCUCAAGGGAUUCAUAGUGCGGUGAACCAUGAUGUGAUAAUGAAUGCUAACAAUGAUGAGGAAAAGGUGAAACUCGAUGAACAAGCUUCACAAGUUGCACAUCGAGCAGCGGAAGCAUUACGCCAAUCGCGAAUGCUUAGGAGCCGUGAAAGCAUCGCGGUUCCAACCUGGACCGGGAAAUCAGGAACCGCGGGUGCACCCAUGGGCGGUGGUCGGAAGUUCGGGUCAAUGGUCAACUCAAAGUUGGUUGCUAAAACCAGAAUCGAACAUGGAUCUGGAUCUGGAUCAUCUAAGUUUGUUGUUGGAGCAUCUGGUGGGAAAGCGUUAUCUUCAUCUGAGUUAUUGGCUAAAAUUAGAGGGACCCAAGAGCAAGCGGUUGGUGAUGCAUUGGGUGCGGGUUCAUCGGUUAGACCGCAGAAUUUGGGUGGGGUGCAGCCGGAGGUUCUGAUUCGACAAAUUUGUAGUUUUUUGCAGCAAAGAGGUGGGACCACUGAUUCGGGUAGUAUAGUCGACCAUUUUAAAGAUAGGAUUCCCUCAAAGGAUUUGCCUGUGUUUAAGUCUCUUUUGAAGGAGAUUGCAACUUUGCAAAAAACUCCGAAUGGCUCUUCCUGGAUUUUGAAAUCUGAGUAUCAAUAGCAUUAAUCACUUUUCAAGGUA
This is a messenger RNA of Lactuca sativa (garden lettuce), 3897 nucleotides long. It is a transcript of the gene CHR8, whose product is annotated as chromatin remodeling 8. The record is from RefSeq and is a predicted model, not a curated record. Gene Ontology annotation, biological process: transcription-coupled nucleotide-excision repair. Gene Ontology annotation, cellular component: nucleus. Lineage: Eukaryota; Viridiplantae; Streptophyta; Magnoliopsida; Asterales; Asteraceae. Gene Ontology annotation, molecular function: ATP-dependent activity, acting on DNA; ATP binding.